Naumovozyma dairenensis CBS 421 is the source of this 1458-nucleotide messenger RNA. RefSeq names its product putative DNA-dependent ATPase RAD57 (gene RAD57). Lineage: Eukaryota; Fungi; Ascomycota; Saccharomycetes; Saccharomycetales; Saccharomycetaceae. Gene Ontology annotation, biological process: mitotic recombination; DNA strand invasion; DNA repair. Bases 1 to 1458 code for a protein of 485 amino acids. The record is from RefSeq and is a predicted model, not a curated record. Gene Ontology annotation, molecular function: ATP hydrolysis activity; DNA strand exchange activity; double-stranded DNA binding. The transcript has a single exon.
AUGGAUUUAUAUGAUGAGCUGCCUCAUAGUGAAUUAUUGUCUGACCCGGAAUUCACCCAAUUGUUACAAUCAACAAGACAUAACCAACUUACUGUUGUAGAUUUCAUAACUUUAAAUACAAGAGAAUUGGCAAGAGUUUCACAAAGAUCUAUUACAGAAAUAAAUAAAUUUCGAAAUUUAAUCCUAAAGGAAUUUGAAGAUCAAUAUAAUGAACUAACUCAGCCAAAGCCGAUUCGAAUAUUGGAUAGCACUGAUAGCACUGAGACGUACAGGCAAGGAAAUGGCCAAGAUGGGUGUAGUCCAGUCUGUUUCACAACAGGCGAUGUUACUAUUGACGAAUCAUUGGGUGGUGGUAUAUUCUUAGGUAAUAUAACAGAAAUCUUUGGAGAAAGCUCUACUGGUAAAUCUCAAUUAUUAAUGCAAUUAUGUUUAAGCGUCCAGCUACCUAAGUCUAUGGGAGGGUUAGAAAGUAAAUGCGUUUAUAUAACUACAGAAGGUGAUUUACCAACAACCAGGCUAGAAGGGAUCUUGGAUGCAAGACCAGAACUUAAAAAACACGGUGUUUCUCAGCAUAAUAUAUUUACUGUUAGCUGUAAUGAUUUAAUUACUCAAGAACAUAUUUUAAAUGUUCAGUUGCCUGUUCUCUUGGAACAAAAUGAAUCAAAAAUCAAAUUGAUAAUCAUAGAUUCAAUUUCUCAUCAUAUGAGGGUAGAGCUACAAACUAACUCUAUAAAGGCGUCCCGAAAUAACAGAUAUUAUGUCGAACAAAUGGCCGAAAGAUUAUUACACAUUGCGGAUAAACAUUCGUUAGCAAUUGUAGUAGCAAAUCAGGUGAGUGACAAACCUAUGGCGGAAAAACAAACAAGAUAUCACCAAACCAUUAUGGAUUAUGAGUACCAACUUGGUUGGGUUGUUGGUUGGAAGGACUCCACUAUAUUAUAUCGUCAAAAGAGUGUGGAACUACCAAAUGAUAAUAAUAUAAAUCGCAAUCAUGAAAGUAUUUUAUCCGAUGAUGAAGAUAGCAUAUUAAUUGAAACGGAAUUAAAUAAAGUUGCGACAACUAAUAAUUCGAAAGCAGUCCAGCCUAGUCGACAAUUGGUACUGAACGAUAACUUGGAUGUAGAUACUUUGAAUAGCAGGUAUACUAAUGUUGAUAGAAAACAAAACUCGACGUCAUAUCUUAUUAAAAAAAAACCGUACAAGAAGAAAAUCGACACUAGAGUACCAAAUUUGGGACUCUCGUGGGCAAAUCAUGUAUCCACGAGGAUAUUGCUAAGAAAAACUUAUAUGGCAUCACCAAUGAUAAAAAGAGGAGACCUUAAGUAUUAUGAUGGAACUGAUACAAGUAAAUUUUGGCAAGCAAGACGAACAUUGAAAGUUGUUUUUUCAUCUUUCUGUAAGCCUGGCGAAGUCGCUUUCAUAAUCAGUAAGAAAGGUAUUGAAUCGGUUGGUGAUUAA